Molecule: messenger RNA, 3046 nt
Organism: Brassica napus (rape)
Lineage: Eukaryota; Viridiplantae; Streptophyta; Magnoliopsida; Brassicales; Brassicaceae
Product: ABC transporter A family member 8
Exons: 17
Coding region: 71-2866 (931 amino acids)
Biological process (GO): transmembrane transport; lipid transport
Cellular component (GO): membrane; intracellular membrane-bounded organelle
Molecular function (GO): ATP hydrolysis activity; ABC-type transporter activity; lipid carrier activity
Source: RefSeq, a predicted model, not a curated record
UACACAUUCAAGAAAACAUAUUUCGAGAUUUCAUUAUUAGACUCCAUCAAAUCUUUAUACAUUAUCAGUGAUGACGGAUUCAAGGCCUGCAAGUAUCUUGACUCAAGCCGAUGCUUUACUUAGGAAAAAUUUAGUUUUCCAGAAACGUAACAUAUGGAGCAAUGUACGUCUCGUCACGAUCCCUUUCUUCCUCUGUGUACUUCUCGUUGUUAUUCAGUUGCUCUUUGACUCUCAAUUCAACGAGGACCAUGGUCAAUGUGGGUGCUUAAAUGAGAAAACUUGUGGCAUAAGGUAUUCUACUUCGGAUCAAGCAGCGUUUUGCGCCAUUCCUAACCCAUCACAGUGGACUCCAUUACUUCAAAUCCCGUCUCCUCAAUACCGAGCCGUGACUACACUGUACCUGAGCCAUUCUUCACCUGUCACCUUUCUCUUCACCGGGAAUAACCAGUCGCUUGGAGAAACUCUAAUGCGGAAUAUAUAUAGCAAUUCACCUGAGUUUGGUGGAGAUUUAGCCAAUUAUGUAUUGGGGUCGUCAUCUUUGCCUGCAUACACCAAUUAUAUGGACUCUUCUUUCAUCUCAGAACUCCCCAUCUACAAUAUCAAACACCAAUGCUCACUGAACUCUUCCUUCUCAAUCUUAAUUCACCAACCACCUCUUUCAUUCCCCAAAGAGAUAAACUGUGUCAGAGGACUAAAUUUGUGGCGGAAUAGUUCUUUGGAUGUGAACAAGGAGCUUUUCAAAGGUUAUCGAAAAGGAAAUCAAGAAGAGAAGAUUAACGAGUAUACUGCAGCUUUUGAUUUUCAGAACACAAAUGGGAACAGACUCAAUGUUAAUGUUUGGUACAACUCUACCUACAAGAACAAUACAGUGAUUCGGCCUAUGGCUCUGAUUCGAGUCCCUCGCUUGGUCAACCUGGCAUCUAAUGCAUAUCUUGAGUUCCUAAAAGGUUCUAAGACAAAGAUCCUCUUUGAAUAUAUCAAAGAAAUGCCCAAACCAGAGACUAAAUUGACCCUAGACAUCACCUCCCUGAUCGGUCCGCUCUUCUUCACAUGGGUCAUUCUGCUGUUAUUCCCUGUGAUCUUAACCGCACUGGUUUAUGAGAAACAACAGAGGUUAAGAAUCAUGAUGAAGAUGCAUGGACUUGGUGAUGCUCCUUACUGGAUAGUUUCAUAUUCCUAUUUUGUUCUUGUGUCGACUCUAUACAUGUUGUGCUUCGCCAUAUUCGGUUCAGCCAUUGGUAACUAUGCCACAAACUCUAUCGAAUUUGCUAAUAUGUGUCUUUCUAUGUUCCUUAUUCUUUUUACUUGUCUUCCAGGGUUAAACUUCUUCAGGCUUAAUGACUAUAGUAUCCAGCUUGUGUUCUUCCUGAUUAGCAUAAAUCUUCAAAUAUCAGUCGCUUUCUUAGCAUCUGCAAUGUUUUCAGAUGUUAAAACUGCUACAGUUGUAGCAUACAUAUAUGUAUUUGGAACUGGACUCCUAGGAAUCUUUCUUUUUCAAUUCUUCUUGGAAGAUCCUCACUUCCCAAGAGGAUGGAUCAUUGCAAUGGAGUUAUACCCUGGAUUUUCGUUGUACCGUGGGCUAUACGAGUUAUCACAGUCUGCGUUUGCGGCAGACUACCGUGGGGUUAAUGGAAUGAGAUGGAGAGAUUUUGGGGAUGGAAUGAAAGAGGUGACUUGUAUCAUGCUCAUUGAGUGGCUUCUACUUCUUGUUUCAGCGUUUUACAUUGAUCAAAUCACUUACUCUAGUAAACAUCCAUUGUUCUUCUUCCUGCAAAGCCCUUCAAAGAACAAACAACAUCACUACUCUUCUAACAAACAGAUUUCCAAAUUUGUCGUCGAAAUGGAGAAACCAGAUGUGUGUCAAGAGAGGGAGAAAGUAGAGCAGUAUCUACUUGAAUCAACCGGAAACUGUGCGGUUUUGUGCAAUAAUCUGAAGAAGGUAUACUCAGGUAAGGACGGGAACCCUCAGAAACUCGCGGUAAGAGGAUUAUCUCUUGCUUUACCUCAAGGAGAAUGCUUUGGCAUGCUUGGUCCUAAUGGAGCUGGCAAAACCUCUUUCAUCAACAUGAUGACAGGAAUCAUUAAACCAUCAUCUGGCUCAGCAUUCGUUCAGGGUCUUGAUAUUUUAACGGAUAUGGAUAGGAUAUAUACAACAAUUGGAGUCUGUCCGCAACACGAUCUUUUGUGGGAUAAAUUGAGUGGAAGGGAGCAUCUACUUUUCUAUGGAAGGCUCAAGAAUCUUAAAGGUUCUGUCUUAACACAAGCUGUUGAAGAGUCACUUCGCAGUGUGAACCUUUUUCAUGGAGGAAAUGGGGACAAACAGGUCAGAAGAUACAGCGGAGGGAUGAAGAGACGGCUAAGCGUUGCCAUUUCUCUUAUAGGAAACCCUAAAGUUGUUUACAUGGAUGAGCCAAGUACUGGGCUUGAUCCAGCCUCUAGGAAAAGUUUAUGGGACGUAGUGAAACGUGCUAAGCGGAAAGGGGCGAUAAUACUCACCACACACUCAAUGGAAGAAGCUGAAGUGUUAUGUGAUCGUCUUGGAAUAUUUGUCAAUGGAAGUUUGCAGUGCAUAGGCAAUCCUAAGGAGCUGAAGGGUAGAUAUGGAGGAUCCUAUGUAUUGACUAUGACAACCUCAAAGGAACACGAGCAAGAAGUGGAGGAACUAGUGCAUAGAAUCUCCAAGAAUGCAAAGAAGAUAUAUCGAACCUCGGGGACUCAAAAGUUUGAGCUGCCAAAGAAGGAGACAAAGAUCGCUGAGGUGUUUCAGGCGGUGGAGAAGGCAAAGAAGAUGUUCCCGGUGGUUGCUUGGGGACUUGCAGACACAACGCUUGAAGAUGUGUUUGUAAAGGUUGCUCAAACUUCUUAAUUCAGCACUCUUUCUAUAUAUUUUCAUUUUUUUUUUAAUUAUACUUUUUCCUUCCUUUUGCACUUCUGUUUACAAGUUCUAAACUAAUAAUAUUACAAUCUUUAUUUGUCUAUUUUCAAAUGUAAACACAAACGAUGAAAACAAAAUGUACGUGGCCUAAGGCCCUAAACUGGUUGUAGA